AACGAAUUAAAAUAUUUUUAUGAUAAUAUGUAUAUAUCGUGCUUCUACGUAAUCAUCACUCCUAGUAUCGACUGGUCAAACUGGAUAUUAUUACUCACAAACGCACGGUCAAUAAAGUCGGGGAUAUUGUUUUACAAACACGUCGGUUGCAUUAUUUGUCAUAGACUAUAUCUUUGAUUAGUCUAUUGGAAUCACAGCAUGUUUUUUAUAACAUUGUUUACGAACGGUAUCCUUAUCACGCUGACUUUUAAUCCUUGUUUUGUGAAAACGAACCAAAUCAUAAGUUCCGUAGGGUAUGAAUUCGUGCCAUAUCACGAAAAUAAUCCAAACACAUUCGAUUCCGGAUUAUUUGGCCUUGGAUCUUUCAAUCGGAAGCAUUUCGGGUUUAGUCAUCCCGGAUUCCCUCCUCAAUUCGAUCAUCCUCCAUUUGACCAUCAUGGGAGCUCCGGCCAAAAUUUAUACCCAGUAGCGCCAGAUCAAAAUAUUUACCAUGGUCAUCGACCGUGGUUUGGACAGAAUCCUAGACCACAUUAUUCUGAAAGACCACACUGGAACCUGGACACAGGCCAAGCAUUUCCAAGCCACGGGUACCAUCAUAGUCCUCAACCACAUGCACCGUAUUUUCAAGAUAAUCAAUAUGGUCAUUUCAACCACCCCGACCCUUGGUUUGGUAGGCCACCAAAUUCUGGACAUAGCCCCUUGCGUCCAAAUGGAGCACCAAACUUUAAACCCUGGUUAGAAAAUUCUGACCAUGAUAAAUUUCCGGGACAACAUGAAAUGUUUGAAUCUCCGGGUCAAGGUAGCUGGCAAAAUCAAAUACCGACACAAACGUCAACAUCAAGUUGGCAAAAUCAAAUACCGACCUUAACGUCAACCCCAAGCUGGCAAAACACUUCUCCCCAAGGAACCAAUAGUGUUGAUUUGAAUAAUAAACCCCAGGUGGAUUCUGGUUCUAAUACGCAACCCGACGAUUCAUCAAAUUUUAAUAACACUAACAACGAUGAAGACGAUAAUGCCGAUGAUGACGAACCAGUAGCUGUUCUGGGAAGGCCAGUACUGGUAUCAGCAGUUUCUCCUCCAAUAGAUGGGAUAAAAUUUAACAACAAUAGCACCGAUCCCGUUCAGACGCAAUGUGCACAAGACUGCCCGACGACCACCGAGUAUGCACCUGUGUGUGGCACGAAUAAAAUUACUUACUACAAUCCGGGAAGAUUUAAAUGUGCUCGCGAUUGUGGUGUCAAUGUAUUCAUAGCACAUCAAGGAAAAUGCAAAAAACGAGUGGUUUCAACAGGACUUCGCAAUAGUAACAAGAAUAAAACAAAUUAAAUCACUCAGAUAGUAUUAUGUUAGUACAUACUUAUAUUUCAGAGAAAAA
This is a messenger RNA of Plutella xylostella (diamondback moth), 1375 nucleotides long. RefSeq lists its product as uncharacterized. NCBI's taxonomy places the organism in Eukaryota, Metazoa, Arthropoda, Insecta, Lepidoptera, Plutellidae. Gene Ontology annotation, molecular function: protein binding; serine-type endopeptidase inhibitor activity. The record is from RefSeq and is a predicted model, not a curated record.